Messenger RNA from Anoplophora glabripennis (Asian longhorned beetle), 1135 nucleotides. Its product is annotated as cytochrome b5-like. Gene Ontology annotation, cellular component: intracellular membrane-bounded organelle; membrane. Bases 121 to 465 code for a protein of 114 amino acids. Gene Ontology annotation, molecular function: heme binding. The record is from RefSeq and is a predicted model, not a curated record. NCBI's taxonomy places the organism in Eukaryota, Metazoa, Arthropoda, Insecta, Coleoptera, Cerambycidae. The transcript is spliced from 2 exons.
CAACUGAAGACAUAAAUCAGUGAUAGUGUUGACAGAGGGCACGUGUUUUUUACAAAUAUUUAACUAUUCUUGUGACACUUUCAAAAAUAGAAUUAAUAUCAUCGUUUUUCUUCUAAUUCAAUGGCGGCAACAGUUAACAUCGGCAGAAGUGUUGCAGAAACCAUUCCUGCUUUUGACAAGACCAUAACUUUAGAAGAAGUAUCCUGGCAUGAUCACGCCAGGGAUUGUUGGAUAAUAAUAUACGACAGGGUUUACGACAUCACUGACUUUCUAGAAGAGCAUCCUGGCGGAAGUGACAUCCUUCUAGAAUAUGCGGGCAGAGAAGCCAGUGUGGCCUUUCGAGGUUCAGGCCACAGCGCGCAGGCCAUAAGGGCGUUGGACAAAUUUUGCAUCGGGGAAUUACCCAUGCACGAACGUAUCUUCAGAAAGCCUGGAGGCUACCGACUUAGCGAUUUACCCGAGUGAUUUCUAAUUUUUUUAUUUUACAAAAAUAUUUUAUUUCAGCAUGUGCAGGUUACACUGAGGAAAAUAUUGUUUAACCAUAAGUAGAAAUUGAUUCACCCUAACAGAAUAUCUGCUUCAAAUAGGCUCCAGAAAAGUUAUUGUCGGAGCCUAUUAGGGGUUAAAUAAUGUACUGCUAACUUUUUAUUUGUUGUUCCAAGACCAUUAUUAUUACGGUAGUUAUAGUCAAUUUUUAUCAUAGCAAAAGUUUUUAUUGCAGUUGUUAGGUUGUCAUUCUAGGAUGACGAGUUUUAUGACAAUAUCAGCAAAUAUCUUUUUUUUUACUACAAAUAAGUUACUUUGUAGACACUAAUAAGUGAUUUUUUUGCCAACUAUGUGCAUUUACCUAGAUUCAAUUAUUAACUUUGUCUUCAAAUUUUCCCUUCAUAUUUAAAAAGUUACAAGUAAAAAUACAAGAAAUGUAUAAUUGGUCAGUCUCACUAUUUCCCGCUCUUCAGUUUUAACUUUUCAAAUAUAAAACAACAAUCAAAUAAAUCAAAGUUGUCAACUUGUAAACAUACUAUGGGCACUGUCACGACACAUAGGUCCUUCGUGUUUAUAUAUCUUUAUCCACGACUAUUGUAUAAUGUACCCAUUAUACGUCUGUUUGCUUGACCUUAAUAAUACCCAUUAA